UUUGACAUUGACACUGACAACAAAAAUAAAGGGCAGAAGCCGCAGCACUUUACAUUUUACGUUUGGUUGGAAUUUCAUAUCUUUGAUUUCGUUUUUUAAUUUAUCGAUAAGAUCAUCAGAAUACGCGUACAAUGACAACAGCAGUGAUGAAAAUCGAAGUUCAAAUGGAGAGCUGUUGUGUUUGCGGCUUGGACGGCGCCGGCGAAUUGAUGACGCCCGAGGAGUACGACGCCAGCGCCGGGCCUCCUCAAGUGCCCUUGCGUGCUAUGCUACUGCAUCUCAAUAAUAACAAGGUGUUGCCUGAUGGGCGUUUGUGUCUGAAUUGCAUACGUCGCACAACUGAUGCGUACGAGUUCAGUACCACUCUCUCAACAAGGACUGUGCCACCAUUAAGCGAGAAAAUCCGUGCUCUUCGUCGUCGCUUGCAUGAGUUGACACAAAAAAUCGACGUCUUUAUUGUAGUGGGUGGACCCGGUGUGAAUGCAGGAGGCACCUACAGUGAGGAAGAUAUUAUAAUGGUGGACAAGGAUGCUUUGGCUGCCGCCACUGCUGCUGAUGAUGAGGAUAUGGAGAAAUCUAAAAAUGCGCGUGGAGAGACAGUUUAUCAGUGUUCUGUGUGUCCAUUAUCUUUCCAGCGGUUGUCGGAGUUCCGGGCGCACGAGGCGACGCACGCAGCGGACGCGCCGCACUCGUGCUGGACGUGCGGCGCGCAGUUCAGCAGCCGCCAGCGCGCGCGCGACCACCAGCGUCUGCACCACGACCACACGCUGCUCUGCUACCUCUGCAACACCACAUUCCAGUCGGCGGCGGAGCUGCGGCGGCACAGCAGCUGGUGCGUGGGGUCGGGCUGCCCGCUGUGCGGCGCGGCGGCGGCGUCGCGCGCGGCGCUGGCGGCGCACGCGGCGGCCGCGCACGGGCGCCGCGCGCCGCCGCCGCUGCUGUGCCCGGCGUGCUUCAAGGCGUUCGUGUCGGAGGACGACCUCAGCGCGCACGCGCUCGCGCAUCGCCAGGCCGACCAGUACGUCUGCGGGUACGACGGCUGCAUACUGAGGUUCGGAACCAGAGGCAACCUGCUGUCCCACAUCCGAGCGGCGCACGCGGCGGCGCCGCCGGCCGCCAGCGCCGCGCCCACCACGUGCGCGCACUGCGGACGGACGUUCGGUUCUGUGGCGGCCAUGAAGAGGCACGCGCGCGUGCACCUGCGGGCCGAUGAGACUCACCCUGAGGCGGUGGAGGGGUCGGGGGAGGGGGAGGGCGUGGGGGAAGGGGAGGGGGAGGACCACGUCGAGUACCUCGAGAUGGACGCGUUGGAGGAGUGACGGUCAGCAUGUUGGCCUCGAGUCCGUGGGAAUUCGGGGAUAAUUAGUAGUGAUUAAGACUAAGAAUAAUAGCCAGAGCUUUGAAAAGAGUGUGCUAAAAGAAAGGUAAAUGUCAUCUUUUUUAUUAAAAGGCUGAUAGGUCAAAACAAGAUAGACCUCAAUAUACAAUUGAGGUCCAUUUUGUUUUGACCAAUAACUUUCUGAUCUGUCGUGUAAAUAUGGCGUCAUUUAUUAUUUUAAAACAAAUGUAGGCAUAGCUUUGUAAACCAAAGCAUAUAUUACUUUUGUUGAUGAACUGAUGUUACAUAUAUUGUUAUGUACGAUGACGAUUUCCAUAUUGUUUAGAUUAAUUAGAUAGAAAUAAAAUAUAUUUGACAUAAAA
This is a messenger RNA of Plodia interpunctella (Indianmeal moth), 1701 nucleotides long. RefSeq names its product zinc finger protein 668-like. Gene Ontology annotation, cellular component: nucleus. Bases 132 to 1319 code for a protein of 395 amino acids. Lineage: Eukaryota; Metazoa; Arthropoda; Insecta; Lepidoptera; Pyralidae. Gene Ontology annotation, biological process: regulation of transcription by RNA polymerase II. Gene Ontology annotation, molecular function: RNA polymerase II transcription regulatory region sequence-specific DNA binding; DNA-binding transcription factor activity, RNA polymerase II-specific. The record is from RefSeq and is a predicted model, not a curated record. The transcript has 6 exons.